UUUACUAUCCAAUAAAAAUAUGACAUUAGUGUAGAACCCAGAUUUUUCAGAAACCUGUCCAUGCAAAAACUGUUAUACAUACUGUAUUAUACACAAGCCCUGUAUAAUAAUCAGAAUCUCAUUGGUUACAGGCAUAUUACCAAAAAACAACCAUGUCCAUCGUUAAUUUUUUAUUAAAUAAUGUUUUUAUUUAUUUUUUUAUUCUUUGGAUUGUGGAAUAAAAAAAUAAAAAUAAAAAAUAAUAAUUAAAUGCUUUAACAAACUAUUUCAUCCUAGCAGUUUAAAACCGGAAGUACAUAGCAGCGACUCUUACUUUGGAAGCUGAGCGUCUGAACAGGAAGUUGUAUGUUUUGCACAGCAUCUCUCCAAUUGACAGGUAUUAAAUCCGCUAGUUUUUUCUGGACAUUUCAUCCAUGAUCAAGGUGAAUGAAGUUGUAGAGGACAGUGUGACUGGAUCGCUCUCAUGGAGAUUCAGGACACCAAAGAUGAUAAAGGAGAAUAUGACAGCUCCGGCCCUGAGGGGGAGAUGACAAAGGAGGAUGUUUCGGAGCCGCCUCAAGGGGAGGCCGUCCUGGGCUGCUUCACCAGACUUUCUUCCCACCAGCGGACAGUGAUCCACCAGGUGGCCUCCGCCCCGAUGCCCAGUGACUGCGAGUUCUCCUUCUUCAAUCCCAGCGAACCACAAUGCAGAGAGAUUCUCCAGGAUUCAAACACCACCAUUCCAGAGCUGUUUGCUGUCCUCAGGCAGUGGGUCCCCCAGGUUCAGAAGAACAUUGAUCUCAUUGGCAGUGAGAUCCUGAAGAGAGGCUGUGGUGUGAAUGAUCGAGAUGGCCUGACAGAUAUGAGUCUUCUGCACUACUGUUGUAAGGCCGGGGCUCCAGGCAUUGGCGAUGCAGAGAUAGCGGCCGGCUUUGCCCGCCAGCUCCUUGCCUUGGGUGCUGAUCCCAACCUUCGCUCACGUUGGACUAACAUGAGGGCCCUGCAUUAUGCAGCAUAUUUUGAUGUGCCCGAGCUGAUCCGAGUGAUGCUGCAGGCAUCCCAACCUGGAGACAUCGACGCCACCUGCAGUGACUUUGAUUUUGGCACAGCUUUACACAUUGCUGCUUCCAACCUGUGUAUAUCUGCUGUCAAGUGUCUGCUGGAGCUGGGAGCCAAUCCUGCGUUUAAAAAUGAGAAGGGUCAGUGUCCCGUGGAUGUGGUGCCCGACCCCCUCGACAUGCCUGUGGAGAUGGCCGACGCUGCCGCCGUGGCCAAGGAGCUGCGGGUUCUGCUGAGACGGGCUUUGCCCAGACCCAGCUCCCCUCUGCCCUUCAUCCUACAACCCCAGUCCAUCCCUGCUCUCUCCGAUAAGGCCAAGAUACAGCUGGCCUCCAUGGGAAUUCGACUGGGUGAUCGUGUAGCGAUAGCUGGACAGAAGGUUGGAACGCUGCGUUUCUGCGGCAGCACCGAGUUUUCCGGAGGCCUGUGGGCCGGGGUGGAGCUGGACAAAGCAGAGGGAAAGAACAACGGCGCUGUUGCAGGAGUUCAGUAUUUCACCUGCCGCAUGAAACACGGAAUUUUUGCCCCGCUGUCCAAGAUAAGCAAACCUUUGGAAAAGCGUAAAACCGUGAAGACUUCUACAACCAUUCGGCCCUCAUGUCGCAUUGAUUCGUCUCGCACUUCCUCUAAGAUUAAUGCAGGUAUCCUCUCCCGCUCAUCUUCGUCCUCCUCUCUGGAUUCUCGCCGUGGACCAGAAGCCCGACCUCGUCCGUUGCCAAGACGACGCAUUUCUACCAGGCAGCGAAAGGACGGCGUUUCUCAGAAUCCCAGGACAACAUCAGCAAUGGCUCUUCGCUCUUCUUCCCGCACAACAAGCUCCACAACUGCAGGUUUUAGAAGUCGAACUCCCUCUGGGAGCAGCUCCCUCUGUGACGGCUCUGAGUUGCGACUGGGGGAGAGGGUGCUGGUGGUGGGACAGAGGACGGGAGUUAUUCAGUUCUGUGGAAAAACCAGCUUUGCUCCAGGCAUCUGGUUGGGCAUCGAGCUGGACAAGCCGAAUGGAAAAAAUGACGGCUCAGUGGGAGGAGUCCGGUACUUCAGCUGCCCGCCGAAACACGGCGUGUUUGCUCCUCCCUCUCACGUUCAAAGGAUUCACGGAUCAGUCGACUGCCUUUCGGAGCUCUCCUCCUCGCGCUUCAGCCAUCCCUUCAGAGGGACGAUCCGCCGCAGUUUCAGCACAUCAACCGCCAUCGCCGCUCUAAAGGAGUCGAACCGAAAAAGUCCAGUGAACAGGAACAACUCCAAUCCUCUUCGUCGGCGCUCAAACCCCCUCAGCGGGGGCAGCGGUGGACUCUCCAGAGGGUCCAGCCCCUUGCUGUCUUCUGACGGACAGGUGCGCCUCAGAGUGGGCAUGCAGGUCUUCCUGAACAGUGCCAACGACAUGGCAUCCAUCCGGUAUUUCGGCACUGCUGACUUCGCUCCGGGGCUCUGGUUGGGUCUGGAGCUCAGAAGCCCCAAAGGCAAAAACGACGGCUCCGUGGGCGGCCGGCGUUACUUCACCUGUCGACCCGGCUACGGCGUCCUGGUCCGCCCCAGCCGCGUCACGUAUCGGGGGAUCAACGGCUCGCGCCUGGUGAACGAUGGCAGCUGAGGCCGAUUUCAACUUAAUGAUUAAGUUUCUCUUUUUCCUCAUUAUUUUGGUCCAAAGUUUUAGUCACAGAAUUUUUGCUUAUUAGACCUAAAAGAUGUUGAAGCACUUUAAAGUCAAAGCUGAAUCUGUCUGGCAGGAUUGGCUCAGUCUUAAUUUAAAACUACGAUGCACUACUUUCAAUCUGAUUGCACUAAAAUCUCUACCAGGACAGAUUUUGAUACAUUUAAUGUUAGAAUAUUCCUGUAGUUAAAUUGUAGCUACAUUAAAUGAAAACUAUUAAAAUGAUUCCCACGGGUA
Oryzias melastigma (Indian medaka) is the source of this 2926-nucleotide messenger RNA. RefSeq names its product CAP-Gly domain-containing linker protein 4. NCBI's taxonomy places the organism in Eukaryota, Metazoa, Chordata, Actinopteri, Beloniformes, Adrianichthyidae. Gene Ontology annotation, molecular function: protein binding. The coding region runs from base 464 to 2629 and encodes 721 amino acids. The transcript is spliced from 16 exons. The record is from RefSeq and is a predicted model, not a curated record.